AUGCUUAAUACAACCACUGUAGCGGAUGUCCCGCAUAUUCCACAGGUUGAUAUGAUCAGCGCAACAAGCAAGUUGCAGUUAGAAGCAGCUGAUGUUCGUAAUAACAAACCUAAUUGGAAUUCGUAUCUAAGAAGUCAGAUGAUUGCUCAAGAAGAUUACAAUUUCAUAACAGCUUAUGAAGCAACAAAAACAAAACAAGAUCGCGAUAUUUUGCUACAGAACAAUAAAGCAGAAUGCGCAAGAACUAUGAUUAUUUUCAUUACUACUGUAGCUAAAGAUCAGAACGUUCGUUAUGUCCUCACACUGUUGGAUGAUAUGAUUUUGGAAGAUAGAUCUCGUGUAGAGAUUUUCCACAGUUAUGCUCGAAAACAAAAACGUACGCCAUGGUCAUGGUUUCUGAGUAUUUUGCAACGUCAAGAUGCAUUUACCAUUAAUCAGAUGUCAUCAGUUCUUGCAAAAUUUGCUUGUUUUGGCUCAGCACUUAUGGAAGGUUCGGAUUUAAACUUUUAUAUUUCAUUUCUGAAAGACCAGUUAAAAUAUCCUGGUAAUGAAUAUAUCAGUACAACUGCACGUUGUUUGCAAAUGAUGCUUCGGAUCGAUGACUACCGUCUAGCGUUUGUUGCAUCGGAUGGUAUAACAAGUAUAUUAUCAACGCUAAGUGGUAAAACUAAUUUCCAACUUCAAUAUCAACUGAUCUUUUCAUUAUGGUGCCUUACAUUCAACCCAGUUAUAGCAGAAAAGUUUCCUCGUAGUGGUGCUAUUCAAGUUCUCGGUGAUAUUCUUUCAGAGUCUAGCAAAGAAAAGGUGAUACGUAUUAUUUUGGGAACAUUCCGAAAUAUUCUCGAAAAGAUAGAUGAUCGUGAUCUUGAAAGAGAGGCAGCUUUACAAAUGGUGCAAUUUAAAACUUUGAAAACUCUGGAGUUAAUGGAUUCCAAAAAAUUUGAUGAUGCUGAACUGCAGGAUGAUGUAGAAUUUUUGAGCGAAAAGUUACACUCUUCAGUUCAAGAUCUAUCGUCUUUUGAUGAGUAUGUGUCCGAGGUAAAAUCAGGCCGAUUACAGUGGAGUCCUGUCCACAAGUCAGAAAAAUUUUGGAGAGAAAAUGCUCAAAAAUUCAAUGAGAAAGAUUUCGAGCUCUUGAAAAUUUUGAUAAAAAUCUUAGAAAUGCAGUCCGACACAUUAGCUCUUUGCGUUGCGGUUCAUGACAUUGGAGAAUACGUAAGGCAUUACCCAAGAGGAAAAAACAAGAUUGAGCAACUUCAAGGUAAACAGGCCGUGAUGAAACUACUUUCUGCGGACGAUCCAAAUGUGCGAUAUCAUGCAUUACUUGCAAUUCAAAAAUUAAUGGUUCAUAAUUGGGAAUAUCUUGGCAAGCAAUUAGAUGCUGAUCAUGAAGCUGCUAUAGUUCAGUAA
Messenger RNA from Thelazia callipaeda (thelaziosis nematode), 1410 nucleotides. NCBI's taxonomy places the organism in Eukaryota, Metazoa, Nematoda, Chromadorea, Rhabditida, Thelaziidae. The record is from the annotation of a GenBank genome assembly.